AUGCAGUUCCUGGCAUUUAAGAAAUUUGCGGUCGCAACGCGCGAGAGCAACUACCGCCACCGUAGCGUGAGCAACAACGCCGCCAGAGCACCGCGCGGUAUCCAUUUGCGGAGCAGCGGCAACAACAACAACCAGAGCGCGGCUAUAACCACACCGCAGCGCGACAGUAGCAGCAACACCGCCAGAGCGCGGUCUUCACCACCACCGCGCGAUAUCCAUUUGCGGAGCAGCGGCAACAACAACAACCAGAGCGCGGCUAUACCCAUACCGCAGCGCGACAGUAGCAACAACACCGCCAGAGCGCGGUCUUCACCGCCACCGCGCGGUAUCCAUUUGCGGAGCAGCGGCAACAACAACAACCAGAGCGCGGCUAUAACCGCACCGCAGCGCGACAGUAGCAGCCACACCGCCAGAGCGCGGUCUUCACCGCCACCGCGCGGUAUCCAUUUGCUGAGCAGCGGCAACAACAACAACCAGAGCGCGGCUAUAACCGCACCGCAGCGCGACAGUAGCAACAGUACAGCCAGAGCGCGGUCUUCACCGCCACCGCGCGGUAUCCAUUUGCGGAUCAGCGGCAACAACAACAACCAGAGCGCGGUCUUCACCGCCGCAUCGCAGUAUCCAAGCGCGGCUAUAACCGCACCGCAGCGCGACAGUAGCAGCCACACCGCCAGAGCGCGGUCUUCACCGCCACCGCGCGGUAUCCAUUUGCUGAGCAGCGGCAACAACAACAACCAGAGCGCGGCUAUAACCGCACCGCAGCGCGACAGUAGCAACAGUACAGCCAGAGCGCGGUCUUCACCGCCACCGCGCGGUAUCCAUUUGCGGAUCAGCGGCAACAACAACAACCAGAGCGCGGCUAUAACCGCACCGCAGCGCGACAGUAGCAGCCACACCGCCAGAGCGCGGUCUUCACCGCCACCGCGCGGUAUCCAUUUGCUGAGCAGCGGCAACAACAACAACCAGAGCGCGGCUAUAACCGCACCGCAGCGCGACAGUAGCAACAGUACCGCCAAACAGCAGCAAGAGCAGCAGUACCACAGAGUAGCGACGACCAGCAGCCGCAGUAUCCAACAACAACAACAACAGCAACCGGGGUAA
Messenger RNA from Rhagoletis zephyria (snowberry fruit fly), 1101 nucleotides. Its product is annotated as SWI/SNF chromatin-remodeling complex subunit SWI1-like. The record is from RefSeq and is a predicted model, not a curated record. NCBI's taxonomy places the organism in Eukaryota, Metazoa, Arthropoda, Insecta, Diptera, Tephritidae.